Molecule: messenger RNA, 2844 nt
Organism: Eublepharis macularius
Lineage: Eukaryota; Metazoa; Chordata; Lepidosauria; Squamata; Eublepharidae
Gene: SHTN1
Product: shootin 1
Exons: 17
Coding region: 53-1912 (619 amino acids)
Source: RefSeq, a predicted model, not a curated record
UGUUUCCGGGUGCUGCUGAGCCUAGGCGCGAGGCGCUGUCGGCCAAGGCAUCAUGAGCGGCUCUGAAGAGCAGAAGCAGCUGCAGCUUCUCAGCAGCCUGAAAGACCAAGCUAUUGGUGAAUAUGAAGAUUUAAGAACAGAAAAUAAGAAAACAAAAGAAGAGUGUGACAAAAUCAAACAGGAGAGAGAUGAAGCAGUCAAAAAACUGGAGGAGUUUCAGAAAAUUUCCCACAUGGUCAUUGAGGAAGUCAGUUGCAUACAGAAUCACCUUGAAAUUGAGAAGACAUGUCGUGAAAGUGCAGAAGCUCUGGCUACAAAGUUGAAUAAAGAAAACAAGACUCUGAAAAGAAUCAGUAUGUUGUAUAUGGCAAAACUGGGGCCAGAUAUCAUUACAGAAGAAAUCAACAUAGAUGAUGAAGAAUCAUCCACAGAGAUAGAAGGUAGUCCUGCUGCAUGUGAUUCAGCACAGUGCCAUCAGCUAAUAAAAGAUCUGCAAGAUCAAAUUAUAUCUCUUCAGGAGGAAAAGAAAAACAUAGUUAUUGAGCUGGAAAAUCUGAGAAGCAAAUUUGUCGAAGAUGCUGUAGAAGUAAAUAAGGCAAAGGAGGAAAAUGCAGCUCUGACAGCUGAAGUUUAUAAACAGCAGAAAGUGUUGGAAAAAUGUAAUCGAGUGUCUGUACUGGCAGUAGAAGAAUAUGAAGAACUGCAAGUAAACUUUGAAUUGGAGAAAAAUCUGCGGAAGAGAGCAGAAUCAUUUGCACAGGAGAUGUUUAUUGAACAAAAUAAGCUGAAAAGGCAAAGCCAGCUUCUGCUGCAAAGCUCGGUACCCAAUGAGCAACUUCUGAAAGCUCUGGAGGAAAAUGCAAAACUGAAUGUAAUGUUAGAGGAAGAGAGACUGCAACACAGGCAAAAGGUUAAAGAAUUAGAGGAGCAACUAGAAAAUGAAGGCUUGCACAAGGAAAUCAAAUCCCUUAAAGAACAGAUGGAACUUCUAGAGGAAGAUAAAAAGGAAUUGGAGGGAAAAUGUCAGAGUGCUGAAGAAAGAGUUAAAAAUCUAAAACAUUCAGUUGAUGAACUUCAAAAACGGAUACACCAAUCAGAAAACUUAAUACCACCCCCACCUCCUCCAUUGCCACCUCCACUUCCUCCUCCUCCAAAUCCAAUAAAGUCCCUCAUGUCAAUGAUUCGUAAGAAGUCUCAUCCAAACAGCAACACAACCAAGAAAGAAAAGGCACCUCUGCAAGAAUCAGGAGAAAUAACAGAUCUGAAGAGACAAGCAGUGGAAGAAAUGAUGGAUAGAAUUAAAAAGGGGGUUCACCUUAGACCUGUUAAUCAGACGAGCCGUACUAAGAGAAAGCCAGAAGUUCCCAAGGCCUCUGAGAGUGCAGUGAAAGAACUAAAGGGAAUUUUGGAAACACUGAAUACAUCUGCAAGUUCAAGAAGCCUGAAAUCCCUUGACACAGACAGCAAUGAAACAGAAUUAGAAAGAAUCUUGAGGCUUAGAAAGGUGACGGCAGAGCAAGAUAGCAGCAGUCCAGCUGGAAUCUUGGCUACUUGUGAAUCCAAAUCCAUGCCAUUGUUGGGUUCUGUUGGAACACAAUCUGCAUUGAACAAGGAAAUUCUAGAGACAGAUUUCAGCCACAAAUCUUCAAAGUCAGAUGAUGAACAUCAUAAAAUGAUUGAAUAUGCAAGUACCAAAGUUACUACUCAGUUACCAAGCAAUGUGGGGCUUUCAAAUAAAGUUGCUGAUAUGGAAAAGCAAAUAGAAUCCAUUGUAGUAUUGAAUCCUGAGAAAGCAAAAGAGCAGAUGCCUGAACAUCUGAAUCAAGGCAAGACGAAAGAAGAAAAAGGUCAACAGAUUAAUAAAGACACUAGUGUCGAGAAAACAAAAGAGACAGACAGCUCUCACUGCUAACUGAUGUGCUAAAAGACGUUAACUUCUAGAAGUCCCUUUCAGGGAGUGCAUUUUGUCUGAAUGAAUUGGAAAGGGCUAUAUUCUGUUUUCUAAUGUGAUAGUUUAUGAUAGUUUACUGAAAUACACUUUUAUAUUCAUUUUUCAUUUUGUGCAUUAGACUAUAGAAUUAUAUAUAAUCCCAAAUAACAAAUUUGGACUUCUUACUGCUGUAGUUAACAAAGUUUCUUCUAUGUUACUGCAUUUGUUUCUUAAAUUAUACAAAGUAUCAAAAUUUAUUUUGGUAAUGUUAUUUUGUGUUAAUAUCUUCUUUAAGACUUAAUUCAAAGCCUGGUGAAAUUGAUUGAAAAGAUAGAUCAGGCCAUAUUUGGGUAAUUUGUUUGAUUACAGAAUGAUAAAUAUGACCAGAAAUCAAUUCUAAUAGAUACAAGAUUCAGUAUAGGUGGACAUCUCUGCAACGCUCAUGAAAAUAUCUUCUAAUUAAAUAUAUGUUAUGAGUUUGUUUUAAGCUGUUACAUCUUCAUCCCCUUGCAGAUGAGAGGGAAACUAAAAGUAAUGACUUCCCUGGGUUUUAAACCCUUGUCUGCUGAAACCAUUUUUAAUUGAUUUAUAGGUUUUGAACACAGAAGAGGCAUGCAGCAGGGCAGCAGCCCUAGUUAAGUGGGUUUACUGACCAACCAGGUCACCUGAGGAAGCUCACCGGGGGAAGAUGGUGACCUGGCUGCCCCUCUCUGUGCCUUUCUGAUCAUAAGGCAGCCACGUGCUGCCUGCCCUGCCUCCCUUUGCCCAGCCUAGUACUGCAUCCACAUGCAGGGAGGGGAAGGACUUGGCUUUGGAGGUGCUUCUUUGCAGUGGGCCAGGGAGAGGGAUGGUGGGGCAGGCACACAGGGCUUCAGCGGGCACAAGGAACUGGAGGCGUCUAUUCCACCCCCCCC